This is a messenger RNA of Impatiens glandulifera, 1470 nucleotides long. RefSeq names its product transcription factor TCP9-like. Lineage: Eukaryota; Viridiplantae; Streptophyta; Magnoliopsida; Ericales; Balsaminaceae. The record is from RefSeq and is a predicted model, not a curated record. The transcript has a single exon. Gene Ontology annotation, cellular component: nucleus. Bases 245 to 1327 code for a protein of 360 amino acids. Gene Ontology annotation, molecular function: sequence-specific DNA binding; DNA-binding transcription factor activity.
UUGGCUGCCCAUUCGCUAUCUCCUUCUUCUUCUCUUCUUUUUCAUAUUCAUACUCUGUCGUUGUUUUAUACUACUUCUAGUGACAAUCUUGAAUUUUAAUCAUUGUACAAAGAUAUUUUGGAAGUCAAUCUGUAUUUUUUAUAGAAAAAGAAUGGAUUCCUCCUUAUUCUUGAUGCUCUGAAAUCAAUCUGAAUGCUUUCUGGGUUUCAGUUCGUUUCUGGGUUUCUUUCUUGAAUGGUUUAUUAUGGCGUCGAUUGAAUACCAACGACGACGGGGGGAAGACGACGAGGAGAAAGAUAAUAUUUUAUCAUCUGAUCUGUUACUGGCGAAGAAGAUGAAGAAGAAGGACCCACAGAGGGUCCCGUCAGAGGAGUCGAAGGGUUAUUGUUCCCAGCCAACUAUUGUUCCUUGUUUGACAAAGGAAGAGCAUACAGGUUCUGACCUUGCUGGAAUGAUUCCGGUGGAGAAACAGAUUUUCCCGGCGAAGAAAGCUUCAAAGGAUCGUCAUACGAAAGUGGAAGGCCGUGGAAGGAGAAUUCGCAUGCCGGCUCCCUGCGCUGCGAGGAUUUUCCAGCUGACAAAAGAAUUAGGUCAUAAAUCCGACGGGGAGACAAUACGUUGGUUGCUCGAAAGGGCUGAACCUGCCAUAAUCGAGGCCACUGGAACAGGAACGAUACCUGCAAUAGCGGUGUCUGUUAACGGUACCUUGAAGAUCCCAACAACGCCGUCUACGGCCGCGACCAUCACCACAGCAGAGGUGGUAGGGGAGUCGGCGGUGAAGAAAAAGAGAAAGCGAGCUUGUAACAGCGAGUUCUUUGACGUAAACGAAACAUCAUCGUCGUCGUCUAACUUCACCACCCCUAUCACAUCAUCGAUGAUGCCGCAGGGAAUGUUGCCCGUGUGGGCGGCAAUGGGCGGAGCAGGUGUCUUUCCGUCUACGGCGGUUCCCAGCGGCGCAUUCUUUAUGAUUCCUCAAGGAGGCGGCGUUGGUGGUGGCCCAUCAAAUCAGCCGCAAAUAUGGGCAUUUCCCACGGCGGCGGCGACGCCUGUUUUCAGUUUAUCAGGUAGACCCAUAUCAAAUUUUGUAUCAUCAGGCAUUGAAUUCGGCGGCGGCGGCGGCGGCGAUGUUCAGGCGUCUUCAGGGUCGGUAAGUGAGGAGAAAUCUAGAAUGGCGCCAAGUUCGACCUCGAGCACGAAUGCGAUGAAGAGGAGUCAAAUGCUGCUUAGGGAUUUCUCGUUGGAGAUAUAUGAUGAUAAGAAAGAGCUUCAAUUCAUGGUUAACAACAACAAUGGGGAUGAUCAAUCGACUCCAUCUUCAAAUGGGUAGGAUUUUAAAGAGUCUGUUGUGUUCUUCUUCGUAUCUCUCUCUCUCUUUAGUACUAGUUCAGUUGUAGUCAUCAUCUUGUCUGCAAAAUUCUCAUUUUUUGCUUUUAUUUUAUCCCCUUCUAACUAUUUACUUUUUACAUUUUU